This is a messenger RNA of Notodromas monacha, 1133 nucleotides long. Lineage: Eukaryota; Metazoa; Arthropoda; Ostracoda; Podocopida; Cyprididae. The record is from the annotation of a GenBank genome assembly.
GAUUGUAUCGUAUCAGAAACGGACGAAGAAACGUGCGACGAAGACGAAGUUAAAAAAGAAGACCCUGUCUUGCCCAUCAAACCCGUUUCUUCUGUCUCACAAUCAUUUGCCGAAGAAGCGAAAGAUGAAGAGGAGAAUAACUUGAUUCUGGGAACUCCUACUUCCCAGCGUCGACGCAGCGGUGUGCCUGGAACGAUCGGAAAGGAAGCAGUAUUGGAGACGAAACCCCGGCCGCGGUUCACGGCGCUCGUGACGUCCUCAUUAACUGCCCGCGAGAAUGUAGCUGUGCAAAAAUUUGUGAAGCGGUUCAACGUGCCCUACGCGCGGGAUUUCAGUGGGGCAGAUGGGUGCGAAGUGAGUCACGUGAUCGUGCAUCAGGACGAGGAAACCGGAGGAACCCCGCGAACCAUGAAGUACCUGAUGGGCAUCUCGAGGAAGAAUUACGUCGUCACCGUCGGCUGGCUCUUGAAGUCUCUCCGGGAAGGAGCCCUCGUCGAUGAGGACGAGUUUGUUGCCGUUGGAGACGAGGGACCGAAAAAGACUUUGGAGGUGCUUCGAAAGCCGCUGGACGGAAUCACAAUAUGCAUCAAGUCCUGGGAGAAAACUAUGAAAUUGGACGAGCUGAAGACACUUGCGACUAACAUGGGUGCUGUCAUCUUGAGCAAUUUGUUGGAGUACACUGGUGUUGGAUUUCUCGUCGUCUUGGUGUCGGAGGAGUCUUAUGACAAACGACUCGCUGAACGACUGUGGGGCUUCGGUGCAGCACUAGUAUGUGUGGAAUGGCUCAUUGAGUGCGUGUCAACCUACAGUUGUGUUCCCUUGUACGAGUAUUUCUUCCACGUGGAACUGAGGGACAGUUUGUUGUCGCUCGACUUUGAGCCAGCGGAACUGUUCCAGAUGCCCAUGGAUUUGUCGCAGGAAACUAAUGCACCGCUUCAAUCGAACCACGUUAAAGGCGUCAGUUUUGGUACAGUUUUGUAGAGAAGCCUGUGCAGAAGGAAGAAGAUUGAAAGCUGGAUUUCUUCCUGAUUGAGGGUGGAAAAUCAUUGGUAUGGUUUCCUGUGACUUUUCGGUUCUUUGUUUUUUAUACGAUUUCUUGAGAAAAUGCCAUAAAGCAGAUGCGAGAACUUGAA